Drosophila eugracilis is the source of this 2052-nucleotide messenger RNA. RefSeq lists its product as uncharacterized. Gene Ontology annotation, cellular component: membrane. Lineage: Eukaryota; Metazoa; Arthropoda; Insecta; Diptera; Drosophilidae. The record is from RefSeq and is a predicted model, not a curated record. Gene Ontology annotation, molecular function: ligand-gated monoatomic ion channel activity.
AUGUUGCUGCAACCGUUGGUGAUGCAUUUAAGCCAAUUGCUUCGGCUCUUAGUUGUUCCACACUUUUCUGGAUUUUCAUCAAUAUUGAUUGUCUUCAACAAUUCCGGAUCCACGACUCCUCUUCAACUGGAUUAUUUAAGUGCUUUGGAAUCGGUUCUUCGAGACUUAAGUCAGCCCAUUAGGCUUCAAUGGAUUAAUGUGGCUUUAUUAAAGGAUGUGGAAGCCCUGGAGGAUCAAGUUAUGGGAGCUCUAAAUAGCAGCGUUACAGAAGGAUUUAUUACCAUUUUGUCAAAGACAAACCUUUUUCUUCACGCCCGCUAUUUUGCCACUCGGAAUGCCAAUGUGCGUCUCAAGGAUAAGCGAUACUUGUUUCUGUGCGAGGACGAAAGCCCCGCGGAAUUGCUGGCCAUGGAAAUACUGCAGUUUUAUCCCCACCAUCUGAUGGUGCGACCUGGAACCGAGUCUCUGCCAGGAGCAGGACCAAAAAAAGGACCCCAACCAAAACCUAAGCGCAAAGAGGGCGCAUCGGUAAACAUGGGAAACAAGGGUGAUGGUGUGGCCCGAGGACAAGGUACAGGGACAACAACCACUUCGCCCCACCGCGACAUCAAUUUCGAGCUGUGGACACAAAAGUUUGUCGGUGCCUUUGGUAAUUUGGAUGCCCUGCUCCUGGACGCAUUCUUGCCGAACGAAACUUUUGCCAACCGGGUCGAACUUUAUCCCAACAAGCUGCUCAAUCUGCAGCGCCGCAGCCUGCUCGUUGGCUCCAUUACUUAUGUCCCAUAUACGAUUACUAAUUAUGUGGCCCCUGGCAAGGGCGAUGUAGAUCCCAUCCAUCCGCAAAAGACCAAACUUUCGGUUACUUUUGACGGCGCCGAGGCCAAUGUGAUGAAGACCUUCUGCCAGGUGCACAAUUGUCACCUGAGAGUGGAGGCCUAUGGCGCUGAUAACUGGGGUGGAAUCUACGAUAAUGAAUCGAGCGAUGGAAUGCUUGGGGACAUCUAUGAGCAGCGUGUGGAGAUGGCCAUUGGCUGCAUCUACAAUUGGUAUGAUGGAAUCACGGAGACCUCCCAUACCAUAGCUCGAUCUUCAGUAACCAUACUGGGUCCUGCCCCAGCUCCCUUACCAAGUUGGCGCACCAAUAUUAUGCCCUUCAAUGACCUCACUUGGCUGAUGCUGAUGUCAACCUUAGUGAUUUGCGGUACCUUUCUGUACUUUAUGAAAUACAUCAGUUAUUGUUUGGGGUUUUCUUCCAAAGAGUUGAAAUUUCAUCAUGGCAGAAAACUUGAGAAAUCCAUGUUGGACAUUUUUGCUCUUUUUAUACAGCAGCCAUCUGCUCCCCUAAGCUUUGACAGAUUUGCACCUCGCUUUUUCCUGGCCACUCUUUUGUGUGCCACAAUCACUCUGGAAAAUAUUUACAGUGGCCAGCUUAAGUCUAUGCUAACGUUCCCCUUCUUCUCCGCUCCAGUGGAUACGAUCGAAAAGUGGGCACAGUCGGAUUGGAAAUGGGCAGCUCCCUCCAUUAUUUGGGUGCACACGAUCCAGAGUACAGAUCUGGAGACGGAACAAAUUCUGGCCAGAAACUUUGAGGUGCAUGACUAUAGCUACUUGUCCAACGUCAGUUUUAUGCCAAACUAUGGAUUUGGUAUUGAAAGAUUGUCUUCGGGUUCCCUUUCUGUUGGCGACUAUGUGUCAACAGAGGCUCUGGAAAAUCGAAUUGUCUUGCAUGAUGAUUUGUAUUUUGAUUAUACGAGAGCUGUUUCGAUACGAGGUUGGAUCUUGAUGCCUGAGUUGAACAGACAUAUUCGGACGUGUCAGGAAACAGGUCUAUAUUACCACUGGGAAUUGGAGUUCAUUGAAAAGUAUAUGGACAAAAAGAAACAGGAAGUGCUGAUGGAUUUAGCAAAUGGGCACAAGGUCAAGGGAGCCCCACAGGCAUUGGAUGUAAAUAACAUAGCCGGGGCGCUGUUUGUUCUGGCCUUUGGCUUCACCUUCGCUUUAUGUGCCCUGGUGAUGGAAUUGCUGAUCCAUAGAAUGGAUAUAAGCAAAUAA